This is a messenger RNA of Penaeus monodon (black tiger shrimp), 2148 nucleotides long. Its product is annotated as galactosylgalactosylxylosylprotein 3-beta-glucuronosyltransferase S-like. The record is from RefSeq and is a predicted model, not a curated record. Gene Ontology annotation, biological process: carbohydrate metabolic process; chondroitin sulfate proteoglycan biosynthetic process. Gene Ontology annotation, cellular component: Golgi membrane. Lineage: Eukaryota; Metazoa; Arthropoda; Malacostraca; Decapoda; Penaeidae. The transcript is spliced from 8 exons. The coding region runs from base 433 to 1425 and encodes 330 amino acids. Gene Ontology annotation, molecular function: galactosylgalactosylxylosylprotein 3-beta-glucuronosyltransferase activity.
GAUAAUGAUAAUGAUCAUGCCAAUAACAAUAAUAAAAUAAUUACAAUGAUAACGAUAAUGAUAAUGAAAAUGAUGCCAAUACUAAUGAAGAGCGAUUAUCAUAAGACGAACCAGAAUAAAGCGGAGAGCCCCCCCCCUCCCCCGCCCCUCCUCGCUCGCCACAACAAACGUGAGGAGAAAAGAGGAACAGGAGAGAGGAGGAAGAUAAGUGAAAGUAGAGAGAGAGAAAAAGUUUUAGCGAAGAAAGAAGGAAACAAGGAGACGCAGCAUAGGAAGAAGGGGCGAGCUCAAAGACAGUCAUAUGGUGUUAUUUCUUCUCCUGUUUCUCCUCUUUAUCUCAGGAAUUGGUUGUGGUUUCGGGCUUACCGCUGAGGAGGCUUUUUGGGCUCCAUAUAUUAUCCAGAAGCUCCAAGUGGUGUAUCAAAACCAAAAAUGGAUUCAGAUAAAGAGCUUGGUUUGUGGGUGGCGGCCUCAUUCAUGGGGAUGAAUCGCAGGCAGCGCAUUGUCAUGGCCAUAAUUGUGAGCGGUUCCCUUGUCUACAUCAUCCUCACGCAGGCCUUGCUGGUGUUUGGUAGUGCCCCAGGGGAACCCACACAGCCUGAGGUCAGAAAGCUGUGUUCAGUUGACCUGAAGAGAGAAGACAGUACCAAGGCAAGUAACAACAGUGCUCCUAUCAUCUAUGUGGUCACUCCAACAUACCGUCGUCCAGAGAUGGUGGCUGAACUGACGAGACUUGGUCAGACACUGACUUUAGUGAAGCGCAUCCACUGGAUUGUGGCUGAGGACAGCCUCACAUGCACUGCCCCCAUCACAGGGCUGCUUCAGAGGCUUGGUCUCUCUUAUACACACCUGGCAAGUCCCAUGCCAGAAGUAUAUCGGAAGGAGAGGUAUGUCCCGAGGGGCGUCUCUAACCGCAGGGCUGCGCUGGAGUGGGUUCAAGAACAUGGCUCUGACAGAGGAGUCCUGUUCUUCUUAGAUGAUGACAACGCAAUAGAUGUCCGGCUCUUUGAGGAGAUGAGGCCAACAGAAACCGUUUCCAUGUGGCCAGUGGGGCUUAUAGGAGAUUACACAGUGAGCUCACCCAUUGUUAAGGACGGUAAGGUAAUUGCCUUCUAUGAUGGCUGGCCAGCAGGGAGAAAGUUCCAAGUAGACAUGGCAGGAUUUGCUGUAAAUGUUGGCUUUUUGAAGAAACAGAAAAAAGUGACAAUGCCUUACAUAGCUGGGCACGAAGAAGAUGGCUUCUUGAAGUCACUCAGUUUAAACAUCAAAGAUAUUGAAGUGAAGGCUGAUGGCUGCACAAAAAUAUAUGUCUGGCACACGCGCACCGCCAAAAACCCAUCAAGAGCACUGAAGUUGGAGAAGCAUCAGAACGACAAUAUUAAAGUACUUACAGACAAUAUGCGAGAAAUGGGGAUGAUAAAAUAAUUUACUGAGAUUUUUAUCUACUUAUUUACUUUUUACUGGUUAAGUCAAGAGUGGUCUCAACUUGUUGAUUAGGUCACAGUUAUAUGUGUAUGUUUAAGUUUUACCAAGAAUAAUUUUGGAAUGUGAUAUUACAAAUGUUCUUUUUUUUGGUUGCUACUUUGAAUUAAUUCCCUGGAAUGAAAAACUCCUCUAGUCCCUGCAACCAAACAUAAUUGUUGAGAAGGAAUAUGUUAUUGAUUAAAAACAUUGUUCUUAUGUUUUCCUUAUAUACUACUAUGAGGUAAUUGACUUAUACUAUUAUGCGUACUGUAUUAUGAAGAGGAAAAUAUCCUGAUGAUAUGAUAUUUCAUAUAUUCAGAGAUUCAGAAAAGAAAGGAAUUUUAUACUAGAUUAUGAGUAAUAGUUUUUUGCAUUUAUGACAUGCAAGUUUUGACUUGAAAUAUAAGGCAUACAAGAUAUUUUCAUAUGAUAUAAGUUACAUAUAAACAUGCUUUAACAUAUGUACUUACACACUCAAAAGGGCUACAUGUCACCAUGAAAGCUCGUAAGUGUUGAGGGUGAUCUUUUCAUUGGCAACAUACACCUUCCUUUUGAAGCUGCAGAGUGCAUGUGUCUGUAAUAGUUGUGAUAGCUUUACCACUUGUUCUUUUUUCCUUUUCUCUUUUCCUUGCCUUUCUUUCUGUUAUGAUUAUCCAUGGAAGGAUUGAUUAGACUCACUUUAAU